AAAAUAGUAGCCCAAUUAUUAGAAUAAUAUUUUAUUUAUUUUUGUUCAAGGUUUAUUUGCUCAAUAUAGUGAAUAACAAUAAAUAGUUUGACAUCCCACGCAAUAAUUAUUAUUAAUAAAAAUGUUAUGUUUAAACAAUAGAAAUUAACAAUAUGGACGGUCAUAGUAGGACAAAAAGUUGGCUGAGAUAUUUGAAAAUGUUCAAAAACAAUAAUAAUUCCAAAGCGGACCAAACCCAAAGCGAAGUAACAACAUUUAGAAGAAGCCUGACUACAAAUUCACUAAGCGAACCUACAAGGGAAACAAAUAAUUUGAGAAAAAGUUUCAGAAAAUGGCACAAAAGAAUGAAAAACUGCUUUUCAAAUAACAACAAUCUACCUCGCAGACAAUCAACUAUCCAUAUUGAACCAGACACUUCACAACAGAGCCCUGAUAUAUUAUUAUCUCAAAAAGAAAACAUUUAUUCUUCUGAUCCUACUGAGCCACUCGAAUCAGACACUGAAAUCCACAACCCCAAAAACGAAGUUUCCAGUUUGGCCCACAAUGUAUGGUAUUGGGGCCCUGUGUCUAAAACCCUAGUAGAAUCCAAGUUAUCAGGCGCCCCAGAUGGUUCGUUUUUAGUCAGAGACUCUGCCUCAGACAGGCACAUUUUUUCAAUAAGUUUUAGAAGUGUUGGACAAACUUUACAUGCUAGAAUAGAGCGUACCAAUAGUGGGUAUAAGGUUUUUGACCAUAAAGGCUUAGAUACGGUGCAAGAGAUGAUUGAAGAAGCAAUAAAGGUUUCUUUGGAGGAUGGUAUUUAUUGUUAUACAAAGAGUCGCGGUGACGUGCCUAAUUUUCCUGUGAGGUUGCUGCAUCCGAUUUCGCGGUACGAUGAAGUGAGGUCUUUGCAAAACUUGGCCAGAUUUGUUAUAAGGCAACACAUUAACCUAAACGAUAUUGAUAAAUUGUGCUUACCUUCUAGGCUGAUUUGGUUUUUAAAAGAAGAACAUUAUUUCUAAAAGCGUUUAAUUUAUAGCUGGUGCCUUAAUAAUACUUUAUAAAUAAAACUAAAAACAAAAUGUAUUUAUUUGUUCCAGCUUACUCCCAGUAUAUUUCUAGCGGUGACGAAUGCUGAUUUGGCAACAUCUUUGGCUCCUUGUCCCGCGAUUUCCGACUUGCUUAUUAUUUCCUGGAGUUGCAUUGCUUCAUCCAUUCUUCUGUUCAAAAAAGCCCAAGUGUCUUUUUGUUCGGGAGAUUUGUCUUGUAUCAUGUAUAGUUCGGUUGCUUUGUAGACGCCUGCUACACCUAAUCGGCGCAUGUACCAAUUGAA
Ceutorhynchus assimilis (cabbage seed weevil) is the source of this 1312-nucleotide messenger RNA. The record is from the annotation of a GenBank genome assembly. NCBI's taxonomy places the organism in Eukaryota, Metazoa, Arthropoda, Insecta, Coleoptera, Curculionidae.